Molecule: messenger RNA, 902 nt
Organism: Vicia villosa (hairy vetch)
Lineage: Eukaryota; Viridiplantae; Streptophyta; Magnoliopsida; Fabales; Fabaceae
Product: auxin-responsive protein SAUR71-like
Exons: 1
Coding region: 207-590 (127 amino acids)
Biological process (GO): response to auxin
Source: RefSeq, a predicted model, not a curated record
UACAUCAAACUACUAUACCCAACCUUUGUCAAAAAAACAUUACGGAUUCGGUUUGGUCGUUUUCCAAACCACACGAGGUGUCUAAAACUUGUCAGAUGAGAAAUAAAGUGCUUAAUAUAAGAGUGUAGACUGUAUCAAGUUGUGCAGUAUAAUCCACUACCAAGAACCUCAUUUUCAAUAUUAACACUACCUGAAAAAAGAGAAAUAUGGCAUGCAUGUGGCGCAAGAAUGCCUGCAGUGGGAAGAAACCACCGUCAGACGUGCCGAGAGGUCACCUGGCUGUGACUGUAGGAGAGGCAAACAGGAGGUUUGUGAUAAGAGCUGACUACCUGAAUCAUCCAGUGCUUCAACAACUGCUAGACCAAGCAUAUGAAGGAUAUGGAUUUAACAAGAGUGGUCCUCUGGCUAUACCUUGUGAUGAGUUGCUAUUUGAAGAUAUUCUUCAUUCACUUGGAGGAGGGACACAGACACAGACACGCCGAUCCUCUUCGCAUGUGCUUACAAAAAAGCUAGAAUUGUGCUUUUCCAAAGACUCAGUACCGCUACUUGAAGCUUUUGACAGCAAAAGGAGCAAUAACUAUAAGCAUUGACUGUAACCAACGAGAACGGUUUUCUCCUUCACUGUCCUCGGUUGUUUACAUUCACUAUUGUCCAUGAGUAGUUCUUAACAGCCAUGUUGUAUUUCCAUAAUGAUGUCAUGUCAGAUUGUCCAGAUGCAAUAUCUGCUACCUACCUAUCUACCUACCUUCCUCUUUUUCUUCAGUAGAUUAAUUUCUGCGCUCGUGUGUGUAGCGUGUGUAAUUCCCAUUCAUCUUUAGAUUAAUUUCUGCGCUCGUGUGUGUAGCGUGUGUAAUUUCCAUGUACCUGAAUAUCUAAUGAUGCAUGUAUCUAUUUUUAACUGA